Molecule: messenger RNA, 1842 nt
Organism: Suillus subalutaceus
Lineage: Eukaryota; Fungi; Basidiomycota; Agaricomycetes; Boletales; Suillaceae
Exons: 4
Coding region: 157-1710 (517 amino acids)
Source: RefSeq, a predicted model, not a curated record
GUGAUUUGUACUUGCUUGUCACCACUUGACUUGGAAACGCCGUGUCUGUCCCUUUGACUUUCCAAGGCCCACAGUUACCAUUCAUUCCUUUAUACCGUAUCUAUAUCUUUAUACUAGUGUCUAGGCGUUUGCGGGGCCUUUAAAAGCUGAUACCUGAUGAACCCUCUCCGAGAUAUGUCACAUCCUCCGUCUCCCGCCCCGAACCAAUCAAACUUCACGCCGAUAGACAACUCCGCUAGUAUCAGCCGCCGACAGGAGACUCAGAACAGUCUGAGACAAGCCUCUGUAGCGCUAGAUGCUGCAUAUGACCGUGUCACACAACUCAGACAAAACAUCAACAAUUUACUCAAUCGGAUGCCACCGGAAUUCGCAGAAGGACCCUCGCCCGUACGCGACAGGACCACAGAGUCCAGUAUCGCACCCCAGCAUGCUGCCUUGGUCCUUACCGGGUCCGACACUCCAGAGUCCGACGUGGACUUCAACACACGCGUUCAGCGGUUGAGAACUAUUAUCAAUCCCUCGGCCAGGCAGCGCCUGGAAGAUUUUGAGAGCAUGUCAAGACGCAGGAGAGGCUCCACUUCAGAGCGUCCAUUAGAAGUGUCAGGCCAUAGGUCCCAGUGGUGGGAUACACCUGCCGAUAUACCCUCUCGGAUACUCCCCGCCUCACCCCCAACCCAUUUUCAAAGCAGUCUGGAAGAGCGUUCUGUCUUCCGCAGUGAGCUUGGGAUCAUAAAUCCCGAUGAUCCCAACACUAUGAUCGGGCGACAAGUUGCGGCACGUACUGCCUUGGACCGCCAGAGCACCACUGCCCCCCCGCUUGAACAACGACUCCAAAAUCAGUCUUCUGUUAUUGCGCGGGAUCUAGCGAGUUUGACUAGCCGCCUUAUCAGGCGGGGCGCUCGUCGCUUGGAAGCUGCUCGGCAAGCGGAGUCUGAGCAACCAAGCAAUAGAUCCAGUUUACAGGGACAAGAGGUAGUUCCGGUUCCUUCGGAGACUGAGAUGGACUGGGAACCCACCAUACCACAAUCAAAUAAUGAUCCACUCUUGACUCUAGUACUUGAUGUUGCGGCUGUGCCCGACUCAUCCAUGCGUCCUUCUCAGCCAUCGAGUGGUGCGAGUAGGCGGUGGACUAGUGACAACGCCGACCGAACACUACUUAUAGAUGAGCGGGGCCAAGGCCCCCCUAGCGUGUCGGAGAGACCACUACCUCAUUUUAUGAACGCUAGGUCGUGGCCUAGCGAAGUAACUGCGAAUGGUGCAGGCGAGGCUUCGACGUCUUCAAGCUCUGUCAGACGUCGCAGGAGAUGGGCGCGUCUUCUCAAUGCGGAUGGGGAUGAGGUUAUUUCGGAUGACGAAGAUGGAGUCGAGCGUAAUCGCCGCUCGCAGCUGCGUUUGAUGUAUGCGCUACCAGAUGCCACUGUUUCAUCUACAUCACCUAGAUCCGAGGAUGACUCCUUCCUCCCAUACACCUCCGCCUCCAUCAUGCACCCCCUGGACGAUGAUCCAGCAGAGGCUAUACGCGUGCGUCUCAACUCCCACCAGCAAUCCAAAGAAGAUCUUUUUUCCCAUAGUAUCUCUUCACAUACUUACUCACAACAUGUUGACCCUUUGCCGACGCCUCUUUCAGAGAUGCUUCGUCAUCCAACUGUUCCCGCACAGGUUCCGCGGUAUAUUCCAGUGUCUAAACAUGCGAGUCUUGCGGGACGGUGACAUUUUUUUACCACUCUACCCUUCAUUUUUAGUCAUAUCUUGAUGCUCUCUUUUUAUGACAACAUGCAUACAUAUCUUGGUCUGUCAUUACGAGUAUCAUCCUCAUAAUCCGAAACAAAUGGUGCGAUGAAA